This is a messenger RNA of Stylonychia lemnae, 999 nucleotides long. The record is from the annotation of a GenBank genome assembly. Lineage: Eukaryota; Ciliophora; Spirotrichea; Sporadotrichida; Oxytrichidae.
AUGUCAAGAUCAGAUAUAAGUUUCACAUAUCUACUGCUUUUAUUCAUCUCAGCAGCUGUCCUUGUCACUACCUUUUACUAUAAAGAAGAAUCUCUUGGAUUGCAACUUAACACGAAUAUCAACAAAACAAAAGCAAAGAAUAAUAUUGGUCACGGUCCAAAGGUUAUCGAUAGAAUAAUAGCCAAUCCAGAAGAAUAAGACUAAUCUCUAACAGCCUCUAGCACAAGCUACAAAUUAGUAAACAAUAUAAGAAUGGAGUAGAGAAUCUUUACUCAAGGCCUUGAGUUUAUCAACAAUACACAUUUGAUUAUUAGUGGAGGUCUUUAUUAAAAGAGUUUCAUUGGUAUCUUAGGAAUUGACUAUACCAACGAAAUUAAGAUUGGUUAGGGGAAUGAAUUUGGAGCAGUACUAGUCUCUAGGAAAAAUAUCGAUAAUUAAUAUUUCGGUGAAGGUGCUACUAUCUUUAAGGGAUUAGUAUAUCAGCUAACAUGGAAGUAAAGAAAGGUGCUUGUGUUCGGCUUGUAGGAUUUAAUUUUGAAAACAGAAUAUAGCAUGCCUGCUGAUAUCAAAGAAGGAUGGGGUAUUACUCAUGAUAAUGACUAUCUUUAUAUAAGUGAGGGAUCUAAUAAAAUUUUUGCUGUUCAAAUUGUCAAUGGUUAGCUUAAAGUUAUGAAAACAAUCAUAGUCACAUAGUAAAUUGGAUAGAAUCUUGAUAUAAAUGAGCUGGAAUUAGUUGGAAAUUACAUAUAUGCAAACAAUUACCAGACUAAUAACAUUUUAAAAAUAGAUAAAAACAGUGGAUCAUUGAUGAAAACUUUCGAUAUGUCAUAACUCUAUGAAAUAAACAGGUAAAGUGUGAUAAGUAAGGGUGAUAGCUUUGCAUACAGUUGGAUAAAUAAUGUGUUAAAUGGCAUUGCCUAUAAUAAAAAUACAGGUAGAUUUUUCAUCACAGGAAAGUAAUGGGAUUUUAUUUUCGACGUUGAGUUGAUUGACUAGUGA